AUGGAAGAGGUCCUGCAGACUAAGCUACAGCCAAUUGAUGCCGAGUACACGAGAACACAGUGCACAGAUAAUGCCAACGGUUUAUUAGAAAACUUAGAGCAAGACGAUGUCCAACUCCACAAAGUUGAUGUCUCCAAAGCGGAUUAUGUUCCAGAAAGUAAUAGGCUACCCAGCUCCGCAAAAACAACGAGCGAUUCUGAAAACUAUAAUGAAUCUGAUCAAAGUAAGCAAAAGAUACUCGACGAGGAGCCGAACAACGGGAAACAAUCCAACAGCGUAGAGUCAGUAUCUCCCACUUCAGCUGUUGAUUCCAGCAUUCACCAGGGGACAUUCACCAGAAGUAGCGAUCUUACCAGCCAUCGAAAUACCCGUACCGGGGAACGGUCGUUCAAAUGCACCGUUUGUGGUAAAGAGUUUUUCCACAGAAGUAGUGUCACCUGGCACAUGCCCCUUCAUACGGGAGAGUAUCGGUGGACGUGUGAGGUGUGUGGCAAAGGAUUCAAUUCCCGCUUUCGGUUGAAAGAACACAUGCCCAUUCAUACGGGCGAGCGACCGCACAGGUGCGCCAUUUGCGGUAAAGAUUUUGCCCAAAGAAGUACGCUACGAGGGCACAUGCCCCUGCAUACGGGAGAGAAUCGCAAAAAAUGUGAUGUGUGUGGCAAAGGGUUCACGACCAAACAUCACUUAAAGGAACACAAGCGCAUUCACACCGGUGAGCGACCGCACGAAUGUGAUAUCUGCGGAAAGGUAUUCGCUACCAAGGCUCAAGUGGCGUCUCACAUACGUAUUCACCGUGUUCACACAGGUGUAUGGCGGUAUCAGUGUGAAAUUUGUGGAAAAAACUUUACCGAGAAUAGUUUACUCGUCCGUCAUAUGCACAACCACGAGGACAUCUACUCAUUCGAAUGCAAAGUUUGUGGCAAAGGGUUCGUGUACAAAUCAGCUUUAACACAACACAUGCGUACUCACAGUGGCCAAAAGCCGUUCAAGUGUGGCAUCUGUGGCAAGGGUUUUGCUAUGUCAGGAAACCUGAAUCGGCAUACUCAAUCACAUGACACCGACGGACUUAUUGGUUGUAAAAGUUGCAAGCAGCGGUUUGUCACUCGGAAAGAAUUGCACAAGCACAAGUGUGAACACCGUCUCAACCAGCAGAUCGCAAAGCAUUGA
Messenger RNA from Topomyia yanbarensis, 1167 nucleotides. Its product is annotated as gastrula zinc finger protein XlCGF8.2DB-like. Bases 1 to 1167 code for a protein of 388 amino acids. Gene Ontology annotation, molecular function: RNA polymerase II cis-regulatory region sequence-specific DNA binding; DNA-binding transcription factor activity, RNA polymerase II-specific. Gene Ontology annotation, cellular component: nucleus. Lineage: Eukaryota; Metazoa; Arthropoda; Insecta; Diptera; Culicidae. The record is from RefSeq and is a predicted model, not a curated record. Gene Ontology annotation, biological process: regulation of transcription by RNA polymerase II. The transcript is spliced from 2 exons.